This is a messenger RNA of Hippocampus zosterae (dwarf seahorse), 1989 nucleotides long. Its product is annotated as gap junction alpha-5 protein-like. NCBI's taxonomy places the organism in Eukaryota, Metazoa, Chordata, Actinopteri, Syngnathiformes, Syngnathidae. Bases 508 to 1695 code for a protein of 395 amino acids. The record is from RefSeq and is a predicted model, not a curated record. Gene Ontology annotation, biological process: cell communication. Gene Ontology annotation, cellular component: connexin complex. The transcript is spliced from 7 exons.
ACACACAAAGCAACACAUCCACAUACAGUACAUGGGAUUCCAUUGUGGACUCAGCCCAGGGCAAGUGAAGGAGGGAAAGACCCAGGCAGGGUGAGCGAGCGAGCGAGAGACAGAUAGAGAGAGAGAGAGACUACAAAAGUGAGAGUCACCCCCAACGUCCCCUCUCACGCACCCGCAAAGUGCGUCCGGACUGCAAGCAACUUGCUGACUUUCUCUCUGGUUUUUUUUUCGGGGUCAAAAGUCAUCCAGAACUUUUGGAGCGCUUUCCUUGGAUUCCGUGACCCGUCGGUACUUCCCGCAGGCGCAGCCAGAAAGACUGGGCUUCAUCAUCCCGCCUUGCUCAAGGGCGUUUGCUCGGACCGGCCCCACCGUGCCGCUCGUCGGCCCAAGCGCAAGUUUCUCAGCUUCGAGCCCGCAGGCGACAUCGCGCCAUCAACGAGAUCGUCAGGCAAGAACGUGACUUUGGCCGAGUGGUAGCCGGCAUCCAAAGAGCCAGUGAGGAAAUCAAUGGCAGACUGGAGUCUGCUGGGAAACUUCCUGGAGGAAGUACAGGAACACUCCACCUCCAUUGGCAAGGUGUGGUUGACCAUCCUGUUCAUCUUCCGCAUCCUGGUCCUCGGGACGGCGGCCGAGUCGUCUUGGGGUGACGAGCAGGAGGACUUCAACUGCGACACGGAGCAGCCCGGCUGCGAGAACGUUUGCUACGACAAGGCCUUCCCCAUCGCGCACAUACGAUACUGGGUGCUGCAGAUCGUGUUCGUUUCCACGCCCAGCCUGGUGUACAUGGGCCACGCCAUGCACACGGUGCGGCGGGAGGAGAAGCGGCGCAACCGAGAGGAGGAGGAGGAUGACGACGACGACCCGGGAGGGGGCGACGACGAUGAGGAGCAAGGCGGCAAGGAUGACAAGGAAUCGGCCAAGGGAAAGAAAGCGAGACCGUCGGCGGGCAGGGUGCGCCUGAAGGGGGCGCUGCUGCAGACCUACGUGCUGAGUAUCCUCAUCAGGAGCAUCAUGGAGGUGGUGUUUCUCUGCCUCCAGUACUUCCUGUAUGGAAUAUUCCUGAACCCUCUUUAUGUGUGCAAGGCUUGGCCGUGUCCGCACCUGGUCAACUGUUACGUUUCACGGCCCACCGAGAAGAACGUCUUCAUCGUGUUCAUGUUGGCCGUGUCGGGCGUGUCCCUGGUGCUCAGCGUGCUGGAGCUCCACCACCUGGCCUGGAGGCAUUGCUGCAGGCGCUUUUUGGUGUCCAGGAAACUGGCGGCCGCCACCGAGACAUCUCAACCCAAACAAGUCCACAUGUCUCCGCCUCCGCCGCGGCCGUCCACCCCGCCUCCCGAAUUCAGCCAAUGCGUGAUGGGCUCCUCUCACUUCCUGGCGCUGCCCUUCCCCAACCACCGGCUGGCCCACCAGCAGAACUCGGUCAACAUGGCGGCCGAGCAGCACAAGAUGACGGCGGGCGCAGGCGGCGACGAGGGCCUACUGCCGAUGAGCUGUUACUCGGUCGGCUGGCGCGGCGCCGCCGACGUGGCCGCCUGCUACGACGCCGCCGACUGCCUGCGGAUCCAAAAUCCCGGCGGCGCCGAGCGUCUGCUGCUGUGCGCCACCGAUGCCGUCGCUUGCCCCAAGGACAAACGACGACUGAGCAAAACCAGCGGCGGCAGCGGGCGAACGCGAGCCGAUGACCUCGCCAUCUGACAACGAAGGCCCGCUCGGCUGCCGGCUCCAACUUGUGACGCGCGCAGUCGACACUGCGGUCCUUCAUCUUGAAGCCUCCGAGGAGCGUUCCGCUCUUUACACCUGACCCCCUGGUAAUAAAACCAACUGAAAGCAUAAUGGUGGGACUCGGGCUAAACGGUCCAAUUUUAACUUUUCAAAGACAAACAAGAAGGGCUGCGGGCAGGCCACCAAAAUAAAAGGUCAUCGAGAAGGCCGUGUAUUUGGCUCCGCCACUGAACAGCAACUAGAGCACUUCACAAUCAAUAUCUAUCU